Molecule: messenger RNA, 1099 nt
Organism: Gadus chalcogrammus (walleye pollock)
Lineage: Eukaryota; Metazoa; Chordata; Actinopteri; Gadiformes; Gadidae
Product: potassium voltage-gated channel subfamily E member 1-like
Exons: 2
Coding region: 515-910 (131 amino acids)
Biological process (GO): regulation of ventricular cardiac muscle cell membrane repolarization; potassium ion export across plasma membrane; negative regulation of delayed rectifier potassium channel activity
Cellular component (GO): membrane
Molecular function (GO): potassium channel regulator activity; delayed rectifier potassium channel activity; transmembrane transporter binding
Source: RefSeq, a predicted model, not a curated record
ACGAUAGUACAGUAAUUAAUAAAUAUAGUAUAUCGUAAUAUAAUAAUAGUAUUCUGUACCCUGAACAUCAGUAUAUUGGAUAUCAUUACUUUUACUUAAAAGAAAAGGCAAGAUGACCUAGUUUUAGGUUUACAUAAAAUGUAUUCAAAUUGUACAUCCAAACACCAUAUAUGAUAUGUUAGACACAUCAUAAAUACUUAAUGUAUGGUUUAUAUAACAUAUAUUGUGAUCAACUCGGGAACAAAGAGAUGACUUGCCACCGUUGGGCUGAGGCACAAGCCGACAACGACCUUGCAGCGUGACCGGGGUCCGACAACGACCUUGCAGCCGACAAGGUGGCCGAUUCCCCCACGUUUCAUUAAAGGUGUUGACGGGAAAACCACGAAACGGAUCUGCUGUUCAGGAGAGAGGGCGGAGGAGAGGGGAGGAGGCAGAAGAGGGGAGCCAGGGAGAGAUCCCCUGAGAGAGCCACUCUUAUUGUUUCAGGGUCUCUGAACGCAGGGCACGAGCAGCGAUGACACCCGUCCCCAACGGCACCCAGCUACACUCCCUUAUCCUCUCCCUUCUCACGCGCCUCAACGGCACGACGGCCGGGGGACACUACACUACCCAGCAGGCCGAGAGUGGUCAGGGGUUUGUUUACAUCCUGCUGGUUGUGGGCCUGUUCAGCUUCUUCACCUUCGGCAUCAUGCUGAGCUACAUACGCUCCCGCAAGCUGGAGGGCUCCCAGGACCACUACCACCAGUACAUCGCUCACGACUGGACCAAGGCCCCGCCUCCUUACACAACUGCGAGCAAAUCAGCGCAGGCCAGGUCUCCAGCAAACUCCACCCCCGACACUGUCAUCUGCAAUCCUGCGACCGAUCCCGGCCUAUUCCGCAAAGCCAAUCAUCUAAAGUCAGAACUUUAGUUAAUGUCUAAAAUAAAUGUCAUGCAUCACAUGAUGACGGGUUUCAAUAGAUGCUCCAAGUUCAACAGAAUAAUAACUAUUAUUUCAGGUAGUUUUCAUCUUCCACAACCUGACUGAGUGACUUUAGGACCCAAUGACUUUGAUUUAAUGAGAUGUAUAAUACAAAUGACUUAAUAAAAAAUAAUAUCC